Molecule: messenger RNA, 7712 nt
Organism: Oncorhynchus nerka (sockeye salmon)
Lineage: Eukaryota; Metazoa; Chordata; Actinopteri; Salmoniformes; Salmonidae
Exons: 10
Coding region: 63-929 (288 amino acids)
Source: RefSeq, a predicted model, not a curated record
UGACUCUGUAACAGUCCCAUAUUUCCUGGUGUCCAUUCCAUUCACUCCAUCGCUGCGAGACAAUGAAGGAUACACACACCCUGCUCAAUCUGCUUCUGCUGCUAGUGUACCUAGCAGGAUCAGCUUUGACCACUGAUGGAGGGAGUGGCAGUAUCAAUGGUCCCUUGGAACUAACCAUAGUGGGACCUGACUUUGUUAAAGUGGGCGUGCCACGCAGCUUUGACUGUGCCGCCCAGUGCUCUCCCUCCUGCAGCUACAGAAUGAGUAUCUACGGACAGAUUUGGCAGGGCAACAAGCUGUUGUUCACAGCUCGCCAAUGGGAAGAGUCCCUAAACCUUACAUGCACUGCAAGGAAUGAUGACUCUGGGAGGUCCUCUACAGUAUCUAAGAUACUCCAGGUUUUAGCUGGACCAACCAACGUAUUGAUCACAGGCCCUGCCCUGAUGACCCCAGGGGCCCCUCAAAGCUUCCAGUGUAACGCCGACUGCCGUCCCUCCUGCAACUACACCUGGAAGAUAAAGGGCCGAUGGCUCGGGGGGCAGGGGAGCGAGAUUACCGUAACUCCCGAAGAGUUGGCCACCUCUGUUAUCCUGAACUGCAAGGCCAUCAACAGUGUGUCUGGGUUCUAUGCCAUGGCAACCAGGAAAAUACCUGUGACAUCUGGUCCAUCAGAGGUCCACAUCAUAGGCCCAGAAUCUGUUGCAGUCGGCUUCAAGUCCAUGUUUCAGUGCAUUGCCAAAUGCACUCCCGCUUGUGACUACCGCUGGACCAUUGAUGGUCACACUGUCUAUGGCAGUGAGAUGGAGAUGACGGUCGAGCAACAUGUGAAGCCAGAGAAGAUUAUGUGCCACGCUCAGAAUACGAUCUCAACUCAUUUUGAGGUGGUCACCAAGACCGUACGGGUGGAAGGUACAACAGAAAUCUCAUGAUCAUACAUUUUAGCCACUACCUUAAUUUUAGGAGACUAUAUCUUUAACUGAUGUAUAUGGUCUUUAUGAUGCUGUCAUAAACAUUAUUUGACCUAAUAUCAUGGUUUUUUGUGUUCCUUUUGGAAUGUUUUUUUGUGCGUGUGACAGACAAUGACAAAAAAAAUGAUCCUCUCAAAACAAUAUGCUUGUCAAGCUGUGUCCAGGUUGUGUUUGUACAAGCAGACCAUCUCUGGGAGGAAGCGUCAGCAUUGGACAGCAGCUGAAACCGGGUCUCGAUUGAGUACGAACACUCCUUGCUGACAACAACACCAGGCUCCAAAGCAUUAAAGCUGUAAAACAGGAAAACAGACUGAAAAUAGACAAGACAUUAUAACCUUGCAUACCCGCUACAGUGCCUUCAGAAAGUAUUCACACCCCUUGACCUUUUCCACAUUUUGUUGUGUUAGUCAGAAUUUUAAAUUUGAUACAUUUACAUUGUUUUGUCACUGGCCUACACACUACCCAAUAAUGUCAAUGUGGAAUUAUGGUUAUUUGUAUUUUUCUUUUAACUAAUUAUUUAAAAAUGAAAAUAUUAGAAGUAUUGAGUCAAUAAGUAUUCAAACCCUUUGUUAUGGCAAGCCUAAAUAAGUUCAGGAGUAAACAUGUGCGUAACAAGUCACAACAUGACUUUUAGAAUGACUACCUCACAAAUACAAUUAUCUGUAAGGUCCCUCAGGAGAGCAUUUCAAACAAAGAUUCAACCACAAAGACCACAAAGGUUUUCCAACGCCUUGCAAAGAAGGGCACCUAUUGGUAGAUGGGUAUAAAUGAAUAAAAAAGCAGGCAUUGAAUAUCCCUUUUGAGCAUGGUGAAGUUAUUAAUUACACUUUGGAUGGUGUAUCAAUACACCCAGUCACUACAAAGAUACAUGUGACCUUUCUAACUCAGUUGAUGGAGAGGAGGGAAACCACUCAGGGAUUUCACCAUGAGGCCAAUGGGGACGUUAAAACAGUUACAGAGUUGAAUGUCUGUGACAGGAAAAAACUGAGGAUGGAUCAACAACAUUGUAAUUAACAAAACUAACCUAAUUGAAAGAGUGAAAAGAAGGAUGCCUGUACAAAAUAAAAAAUAUUCCAAAACAUGCAUCCUGUUUGAAACAGGAAUACUGGAAUACUACAGUAAUACUGCAAUUCACUUUUUUUGUCCUGAAUACAACGUCUUAUGUUGGGAAAAAUCCAAUACAAGUAAUGAAUAAGGCAGCCCACACACUGUUGAAGCUCCCAAUUCAUAGCUUUAUUGACAACGUUUCGAUCCGAAACGGAUCUGCGUCAGGUCAAAUCCAAUACAGCACAUUACUGAGUACCACUCUCCAUAUUUUCAAACAUAGUGGUGGCUGCAUCAUGUUAUGGGUAUGCAUGUAAUCGUCAAGGACUGUGGAGUUUUUGCAGCUAAAUAAAGUCAUGGAAUGGAGCUAAACACAGGCAAAAUCCUAGAGGAAAACCUGGUUCAGUCUGCUUUCCACCAGACACUGGGAGAUGAAUUCACCUUUCAGCACGACAAUAACCUAAAACAAAUCUAAACAAGCGUUGCUUACUAAGAAGACAUGGAAUAUUCCUGAGUUAAAUCUGCUUGAAAAUCUAUGGCAAGACCUAAAAAGGGUUGUCUAGCAAUGAUCAACAACAAAUUUGACAGAGCUUGAAGAAUUUUGUUGCACAGUCAAGGUGUGGAAAGCUCUUAGAGAUUUACUGGGGUGAGUUGGGGUGGGCAGUCUAUGUUUGAUUUUCUAUGUUUCGGCCUAGUAUGGUUCUCAAUCAGAGGCAGGUGUCAUUAAUUGUCUCUGAUUGAGAAUCAUACUUAGGUAGCCUGGGUUUCACUGUAUGUUUGUGGGUGUUUGUUUCUGUGUCUGUGUUUUUCACCACACGGUACUGUUUUGGUUUUUGUUCGUUUCACAUUUAUUGUUUUUGUAUCAGUUGUGUUCAUGUUGAGGAUUUCUUAUUAAAAGAACCAUGGACACUUACCACGCCGCAUAUUGGUCCUCCGAUCCUUCUCGCCUCUCCUCUUCAGAGGAAGAGGAGGAAAACCUUUACAACCUUAAUAGAAAAUGACUCAAGUAAAAGUGAAAGUCACCCAGUAAAAUACUACUUGACUAAAAGUUUAAAUAUACUUCAGUAUCAAAAGUAAAUGUAGUUGAUCAAAUCUACUUAAGCAUCAAAAGUAAAAGUACGAAUAAUUAAGCAAACCAAACGGCACAAUUUUCAUUUUUUUUAUUGGAUAGCCAGGGUCACACUCCAACACUCAGACAUAAUUUAAAAACAAAGCAUUUGUGUUUAGUGAGUCAGCCAGAUCAGAGGCAGUAGGGAUGACCAAGGAUGUUCUCUUGAUAAGGGUGCGAAUUUGACCAUUUUCUGUCUUGCUAAGCAUUGAAAAUGUAACGAGGGAUUUUGGGUGUCAGGGAAAAUGUAUGGAGUUAAAAGAGCAUCAUUUUCAUUAGGAAUGUAGUAAAAUAAAAGUAAAAGUUGUCAAAAUAUGAAUAGUAAAGUAAAGUACAGAUACCCCCCAAAACUACUUUGAAGUAGUACUUUGAAGUAUUUUUACUUAACUACUUUACACCACUGCUUUCCACCAGCAUUGUACCUCACUGUACCAUCCUCCGGUCCAACCAGCUGUGGGAUGUUGACCCCAAUGAUUUCUAUAAACCCUGGAUUGCUGAUGCUAUGUAUUGACCAUUGAGAGGCUAUGAAGACAUCGGUCGGCCAUAUUGGCACUCCCCAGUAGGAGCAGUCCUCCAUAGGAAUGAAUGGAAUUGACUGUAUAUAUAAUUCAUUGGUCUACCCCUGUCACAGUGCUGUCCUUCAUCACGCCAGAAAUCUCUCACAAAGUGUUCACUCUGGUCUUUCUGCUGAAAGACAAAUUACAGAACAAAAAAUUGUUUAGUAAAAUAUGAAAGCUUCCAUCAAUGUAAUUGUCUGUAAAUGUAAAUGUAUGUCUGCAUCCUUUCCAAUCCCCCAUAAAUAUAUAUUUUUGUAAAUAUACACUAUACUCCAGUGAGUUUAAUUAGCUCCAAUUAGUGUAAUUUGUUCAGAAAUAAAGUAAAAUAAAAAUCAUUAGAAAUAAGAUAUUCUCCUCUUUUCUACUGUAGGUAUGUGAAUCCAAAUUAGUUUAUUCUAUCGAUAUUCAUAAAAACAUUGAAAUAAUAACAUAUUUUUCUAUUUUCGCAGACACCGAUGCAGCAACCCAGGAUGAAUACCCCUGAUCUAACCCGCUGGCUUCUGAAGCCCCCAUGAGUUCCCGAGUCGAGAAGCAGUCUAGCUAAUGAGCUAGUGUCGCAAAUUAGCAUUUAGCAAUUAGCAUUUUCUAGCUAGUUGAGCUGGUUUACAAUAAAACAUAUUUUUGCUAACAGAUGAUGGGGUUCCCUUGGUCGCCGGUUUGCCUGGUCCCUGGGCAUGAAAAGGUUGAAGACCUUGGGUUAGAUGAUUCCCCCAGACACUGUAGCUAGCUAGCAAGACCUGCUCAGCAACAAUGUUAUUGGGAUGCGGCAAUGUUGGAUUAGUCUUUUAAUUCUGAGGUAAAUGUAAUUGAAGUAAGUGGUUACUACUGGUUCAAAUCCAGUGUAACAGAAACUAUUAUGUCCUGUAUUUUGGUAAGAGCUCAGAGUGAUGUCACACACCCAAUUCUUAAUAGUUUCCUUAUUAGGGGUUCACAGUCAAGCUACCUAUUUUUAUUCCUAGAUUUUUUUCAAAUAUCUCAAGCAUAGAUUGGUAACUUUUUUUCUAAUUUGACACACAGGAGCUAUGUUGGCCUAUAGGUGGUGUUGUUAAAAGUGGUCCCACUUAAACCCUCAUAUCCACCAGCCGUUUGACUUAGAGACUUGAAACUUUGUAUGUAGGCGUCUUUCCUUACGCUGAACAAAUUUCCCUCAAGGACAGUGGUGGAAAAAGUACUCCAUUUUCAUACUUGAGGAAAAGUAAAGUUACGUUAAUAGAAAAAGACUCAAGAAAAAGUGAAAGUAUCCCAGGAAAAUACUACUUAAACAUCUGGUUUUAAUAUGCUUAAGCAUCGAAAGUAAAUGUAUUUGCUAAAAUAUCCUUUAGUAUCAAAAGUAAAAGUAUAAAUAACUUCAAAUUCCUUACAUUAAGCAAACCAGGCUGCACGAUUUUCUUGUUUUAGGGAUGACCAGGGAUUUUCUCUUGAUAAGUGCAUGAAUUGGACCAGUUCCCUGUCUGGCUUAGCAUUCAAAAUGUAACGAGUACUUCGGGGUGUCAGAGAAAAUGAAUGGAGUAAAAAGUACAUCAUUUUACUUGGAAAUGUAGUGGACUAAAAGUAAAAGUUGUCCAAAAUAUAAAUAGUAAAGUAAAGUACAGAUACCCCAAAAACAUUAGCACUGGGAUUAAAAUGACAUUUUUGUAAACAUAUACAAUGGUUUUAAACACACAAAAUAAAGGAGUCUAGUGAUUAAAUAUGUUGACAUCGAGUGUAGAUGCAUGAAGACACGUUGACAUUUACCUUUUUUGAAUACUGUGGAGCUCCAAGGAUUCAGGGUUAUUUAUAUCCAGAGUCCAAUUCCAACUAGACAACUAGUAUAACUUGUGAUGGGCUCUACAAUGUGAAAAGCAUGACAUGGAUGAUGGAAUACAACUGCAAGAAAUGGUUAUGUGAAAUGUUUAUGCGAAAUUAGGUUCAAAUCAGAGUUUCUGACACUGUUGACACAACCAAGUCAAAGUCUAUUAUAUACACAACUGUGUGAGGUUAAGUGCAAUUACAUUAAAAGAACCAAAAGUAUGACAUCAUGGCACUGUAUUUGACUUUCACUAACAGAUUCUGGUACAAGCCACGCCCUGAAACCAAGUUCUCGACACUCCUAUAUUCGUCAUACACUCAUGUAUUACACAUAUGGUCUCUAAUCUUUCCUCCAAUUGGUUCUGUCUAUUACAAAUAGUGAAUGAAUUGACCUCAGCUCCCAAGGAUCAGGGAAGGAGAGUUGGAGACCACUUAUUUUAUAAAUCGGUACAUUGCCCUCUACAUGUUUGUUCACAGUAAAAGCUGCCAGUUCUGUUGCGCCCUAUUUAAUGGUCACUACAGAAAUAAUGUAUUUUAAAUGGCGUGUUGAAGUGGACAGGCUCAAGGCAGGGCAGGUUUGCUCUCAGUCUGUUCUCUCUGAUAAGAUGUGUUUGUUUACCUUCUCACUCUACCACUUGACUCUGUAACAGUCCCAUAUUUCCUGGUGUCCAUUCCAUUCACUCCAUCGCUGCGAGACAAUGAAGGAUACACACACCCUGCUCAAUCUGCUUCUGCUGCUAGUGUACCUAGCAGGAUCAGCUGUGACCACUGAUGGAGGGAAGGACAGUACCGAUGGUCCCUUGGAACUAACCAUUGUGGGACCUGACUUUGUGACUGUGGGCGUGCCAUGCAGUUUUGACUGUGCCGCCCAGUGCUCUCCUUCCUGUAGCUACAGAAUGAGUAUCAAUGGGCAGAUUGGACAAGGCAACGAGCUGUUCUUCACAGCUCGCCAAUGGGAGGAGUCCCUAAACCUUACAUGCACCGCAAGGAAUGAUGACUCUGGGAGGUCCUCUACAGUAUCUAAGAUACUGCAGGUUUUAGCUGGACCAACCAACGUAUCGAUCACAGGCCCUGACUUGAUGACCCCAGGGGCCCCACAAAGCUUCCAGUGUCACGCCGACUGCCGUCAGUCCUGCAACUACACCUGGGGGAUAAAUGGCCGAUGGCUCGGGGGACAGGGGAACGAGAUUACCGUAACUCCCGAAGAAUUGGCCACCUCUGUUACCCUGAACUGCAAGGCCAUCAACAGUGUGUCUGGGCUCUAUGACAUGGCAACAAGGACAAUACCUGUGACAUAUGGUCCCUUGGAACUAACCAUUGUGGGACCUGACUUUGUGACUGUGGGCGUGCCAUGCAGUUUUGACUGUGCCGCUCAGUGCUCUCCUUCCUGUAGCUACAGAAUGAGUAUCGACGGGCAGAUUGGACAAGGCAACGAGCUGUUCUUCACAGCUCGCCAAUGGGAAGAGUCCCUAAACCUCACAUGCACCGCAAGGAAUGAUGACUCUGGGAGGUCCUCUACAGUAACAAAGAUACUGCAGGUUUUAGAUGGUGGAAAAUCCAUGGCCACACAGGCUGAACAGACUAUAGACCUGCUUCUGUUCACAUUCACACUCUCACUCUACACCGUAAUAUCAACAUAAUCCAGGAAAAGGUGGUUUUAUACAAGGAAGUGAUCUGUUCUCCACAUGCAUAUCUGAAUCAUUUGAAAACAUGUCAUCAUUAUUACAGACAGUGAUGGAACAUGUGGUUUAUUGGUAAAGAACAAAGAACAAACAGUGCCUCUCAUAUCAGGAUGUUAACGAUAUUUGCUGAUGAUAAGUGAAGUGGAAAGGCUUGGCUGAAUCUUUCACUAUCAAAGCACUACGUGUGUCUGUGCAAGUAUCAUCACGUGUAUAGCCUAUUUGGAUUAAAUAUUUAAUAAAGACGCAUAUACAUUAAUUUAGUAACAUGUCUUUUUUGCAAUGUGUAACUGUUUCCAUACUUGAGAUGGAGUUGAAACCUGCAAGCAUGCCAUCUUCAUGGAAAGCACAGACUUUGAAGUGAUGUAUUUUAAAUGGCGUGUUGAGGUGGACAGGCUCAAGGCAGGGCAGGUCCAGCUCAACACGCCCUUUAAAAUACAUUACUUCAAAGUCUGUGCCUUUGGAAAAAAAUAAAACAUUUAUGUAGAUCUUGUUUGCCCAAACAAUUUACACUCCUAGUAUUUGUCUACAAACUGCAUUACUGCAAUAAACUACAUGACAAACUGUU